AGUGUGAGAGUGCACACUCACACAGCCUCUCCACAGAGCGUAUAAUGAACACAGGACGACAGAGGAGAGACAUGCAUCUGUAGCCUCAGGAAAGUUUCUGCUGUGCGUGAAAGACAGACUGAGACCAUCGGCUAGAGGAGGACAGGACAGGGCUAUGGGAGAGAGAGGAUUUCAACAGCCAAUUAAGAGGUCUGAACAGAGACUACAACAUAAGGACACAAGUCUCUGACCUCUGACCUUCAACAGAUGGACAUGCUCCUCUGACUGUCGAGCUAAGAAGCUUUCAGAAUGCCCAAAAUGGAAUUCUGAAGAUUUUCUGUGAUACUUUCCCCUGACCUUAAAGUUUUAUACUUCAGGGGGUAUGCGUCUGUUCUGCCACUUUCUGCAGCCUGGCUCCCUUUAAGUGGCAAAUUGCACGAUGACGGGCAGGUUGAGUGUGUCUGCCUCCAGAAAUAAAGUGAGACCUUGACGAACAUGGCCGUGAAUGUUUGCGCUGAUGAAGAGUCACGGAUGCAUCAUACACAGUGCCAGAAUACGAGCGCUACACACACUGACGUCAGCCGUCACGUCCCAUUCAGUGCAGGACUUGAUAGGCCUUUUGCAAGAUGCUGACUGCAGGCCGGCUGCAGAACCCGGGGGCACCAUGGUGGGUAAUGUGACACCUGCCAGCGGCAGCAGGAACAGUGGUAGCGACAAAGGCCCAGGGGAAGACGCUGAGCACUACAACUACCUGGCGCUGGCGUGCGGAAUCCCCCUCAUCCUCAUCAUCAUCCUGGGCAACGUGCUGGUGUGUCUGAGUGUGCUGACUGAGCGUUCGCUCAAGACUGCCACGAACUACUUCAUUGUCAGCCUGGCGGUGGCUGACCUUUUGCUGGCUGUGCUGGUGCUGCCACUCUACGUAUACUCAGAGUUCCUUGGUGGAAAGUGGACUCUAAGUAUGUACAUUUGUGAUGCACUGAUGACCAUGGAUGUGAUGCUCUGCACUGCUUCAAUACUAAAUCUAUGUGCUAUCAGCAUCGACAGGUACAUAGCAGUAGUAGUGCCUCUGAAAUACAACAGGAACCAGUUUAGUGUUCGUCAGCUGGCCUUGAUCACAGCCACAUGGGUGCUGUCCCUGGGUGUGGCGAGUCCAAUAUUCAGCCUGAACCAGGUGCCCAACAGAAACAAGGACAUAUGCAAACUGGAGGACGACAAGUUUGUGGUGUACUCCUCGGUGUGCUCAUUCUUCGUGCCCUGCCCUGUCAUGCUCCUGCUCUACUACUGGAUGUUUCGUGGCUUGAAGCGCUGGAGCUCCGGCCGCAGCCGCUCACACCUGAACCGGGUCCCUAGAGGGCGCCACAGCCUGUCCCUGCGCCUGGGGGAUGCACUGCAGAGGGAGAAAGGCCGCAGCAGGGAGAAAGUGGAGUAUCUCAUGCCAGGUGGCCUCAGCCCCGCCUUCUUCCCCACCACACCAGCUAGCCCGCUGUCGCCCGCCAACCUGGCAACCGCAACCAUGGACGAGCAGGGAGACGGACAGACCCCGGCGGCCAAGAAUGACCCGAUGACCAUGCAGAUGGACAGCGCAUCAGAAGUGGAGAACGUAGAGAAGGCUACUGAGAGCGGGAGUGUGCGGGAAAACGGGCUGGUGAAGAACCAGGAGGUGCGGAGAGGGCGUCGCCAUAGCAAGAGUAGCAGAGUAAGCGGGCGAGAACGUAAAGCCAUGAAGGUGCUGCCCAUCGUUGUGGGUGUGUUCCUGGCAUGUUGGACGCCCUUCUUCGUAGUGCAUGUGACAAAUGUACUAUGUGAGUCAUGUGACAUUGGACCAACACUGAUCAGUGUGGUCACAUGGCUUGGUUAUGUCAACAGUGCUGUCAACCCCAUCAUCUACACUGCCUUCAACGCUGAAUUCAGGAAUGUCUUUCACAAACUCCUGUGCUGUCACUCAGGAGACUAGCUCUACGCAUACUGGCCAUAUCACACAGGUCGAAUGCAUGGUGUUCCUUGGUCAUGAUCCAAAAUGAAGAUAAAUAUCUGUGAAGCUUUUAGAGAAUGCCUUGAUACCGUCCACCUGAUCACUCCUUGCAGUGCUAUGGCACUUUUGGGAGACUGAUUCAUCUCUCAUAAUGAAUUACUGCCUGAUUACUACAAGUUUCAGAGAACAAGACUGAACACAGGAGUUUGUGAUAAGGAAACAUUACUGAGGCCUUAGUUGACAAAACUGAUGAGACUUUUUCUUGUAAAAUUGUUGCUUAAUUAAAAUAGAUUACUGACUACUAUUAUAGCCCAGAGGCAUAAAAUAUGUGAAAAUGUGUGCAUUUGAAAUGACAGUUGUGUGUGACUAAUAUGUGAUAGUUAUCUGUGUCGGUCUCCACCACAGCCUUCAGAGGCUCCCAUAUAGUCCACAGUUUUGCUCUGCCCCAGCUCUGAGCACAACUGUAGCAGGCACCAAGGAUCUUGAUUGCAUGGCUCAGGUAUGUCAGUAGCUGGGAGGUGUGGUAUCGCAAACAUGUGGACAGGUUGGGGGUCCAAAUGGACCUUAAUAGACACUAAUUUAUGUUCAUUUCACAAAUGUCAAUUAUCUCAUUACUUAUAUACAGAUACUUUCUAUAAAGAUCUGACAAGCAGCUUUUAAAAGAACAUAAGAAUGAACACUUUUUAAACUUACAAGAUGCCUCAUCUUGACAUUAUAAAAGUUUUAGAUUGAAGAUAUAAUCUAACUCCACUGGGAAGUCUUGAGAGAAAACGUAGCAACUUCACUUCUGAAGCUUUGUCUGUUUAACUUGGAAAGAUCUAACUCAGACCUGUUUUAAUGAGUGAGGAUCAAUGGCCUGUAUAUAGGACAAGUUAACCCAGUGGCUUUUUUAAUCCCAGUGUACAAUUCUCACUCAUUAAAUUCACUAAGAUAUCCAGGCUGUGGAAUAUGUAUUUGUAGUGAGCCUCCAUGCUGGCUUGUGUAGUAACUUUGAAGGUCAUGGCUGUUAUCAAAAUCAAGUUUUUGCUCAUAUGAUUAACAAAUAGCUGUGCUGAUAUUCUGUGAAGAAGCUAUAGUGGAAAGCGUUCUGCUCAACAUAACAAAGGGAAAUAUGUGCUGCUUUAUCCAAAGGUUUGGUUCCACUCAAGCUGUACACAUGUAACUAUUUAACUAUUCAUAAUAAAUGUCAACUUCCAACUGU
Messenger RNA from Electrophorus electricus (electric eel), 3152 nucleotides. NCBI's taxonomy places the organism in Eukaryota, Metazoa, Chordata, Actinopteri, Gymnotiformes, Gymnotidae. The record is from RefSeq and is a predicted model, not a curated record.